GUCGCGCGUGUAUUUUCCUCUCGACGCCGAAGAAAUUACGCUGCAAUUUCGAUUACUUUUUUUACUAUUUAAAUUCGUUGCUCUCUCUCUCUCUCUCUCUCGAGAACGAGAGAGAAGCCUUAGAUUGCUCAUGGUUUCGGUGGCCGAGAUGAGGAAGCAGAAUGUGAUAGUGCCGGAGGAGCUCGCCCUCACGAGGGCGAUGGCUGCGGCCGCAGCUAGCGGAGGCGACUCCGCCUUCCGAGGCGGAAUCGCCGUCAACUGCAAGAUUGUCAGCCAGCUCGAAAUAGGAAACGGCGGCGCCGGCGGCGGAAGCGCGAGGAUCAACCCGUGGGUCGACUCCCUUCACGCCUCCUCCCCCACCCACGUCAAGGCCGCCUUCUCCGCCGCCCGCGAGGAGGAGGAGUACGAGAAAUGGGCGAGGCAGCACCCUUCUGCUCUGGUAAACUUCGACGACAUCGUCGCGACGUCGAAGGGGAAGCGCAUCGUGAUGUUCCUCGAUUACGACGGCACUCUCUCUCCAAUCGUCGACGACCCGGACCGCGCCUUCAUGUCCGACGCCAUGCGAGAAGCCGUGAGAGACGUAGCGAGGCAUUUCCCCACUGCGAUCGUGAGCGGGAGAUGCCGCGACAAGGUGUUCAACUUCGUGCAAUUGAGGGAGUUGUACUACGCUGGGAGCCACGGCAUGGACAUCAAAGGCCCCAGCAAAGAAACAAAGCGCACAAAUUCUAAGGACAAAUCUGUAUCCUUCCAACCCGCGAGCGAACACCUUCCCAUGAUCGAUGAGGUCUACAAAACGUUGGUGGAGAAAACAAAUUCAAUCUCAGGAUCGAGAAUCGAGAACAACAAAUUCACUCUUUCAGUUCACUUCCGCUGCGUCGACGAAAAGAAAUGGAGCUCAUUAACUGAUCAAGUCAGGGCAGUGGUUAAGGACUACCCUCAACUCACUCUCACAGUGGGAAGAAAGGUACUGGAAAUUCGGCCAACUAUUAAGUGGGACAAGGGGAAGGCCCUCGAGUUCUUGUUGGAAUCUCUCGGAUUCGCCGACUGCAGCAAUGUGUUCCCAGUUCACAUUGGAGACGAUAACACCGACGAAGAUGCUUUCAGGGUUUUGCAUGAAAGGGGACAGGGAGUGGGCAUUCUCGUUUCCCAGGUCGCAAAGAAAACCAAAGCAUCGUUUUCCCUCAGAGACCCUACUGAAGUUAAGGAAUUUUUGCGCCGUCUUGUGGAAUGGAAGCGCCGCUCUUCCUCCAAGAACUGAGUUGAGAUUAAUUAAGGAGCUUUUCUUUCCUUGAGUUGGAUCUUGUUGGCAAGGAUUAAUGUAGUUAUUCAAGAAAAUAAAGUACGAGACUUAAAAAAACAAAGUGAAUCCCUUAAAUUGUCAAAAAAUUUCCUCCAAGAUCCUUGUUCCCUCCGUGCCUCGCACUGCCAUUAUUCUGUCGGAAAAUAGAAGAGCAUUCACGCAGGCUGUUGA
Molecule: messenger RNA, 1471 nt
Organism: Zingiber officinale
Lineage: Eukaryota; Viridiplantae; Streptophyta; Magnoliopsida; Zingiberales; Zingiberaceae
Product: probable trehalose-phosphate phosphatase 6
Exons: 10
Coding region: 131-1258 (375 amino acids)
Biological process (GO): trehalose biosynthetic process
Molecular function (GO): trehalose-phosphatase activity
Source: RefSeq, a predicted model, not a curated record